This is a messenger RNA of Lottia gigantea (owl limpet), 174 nucleotides long. RefSeq lists its product as hypothetical. Gene Ontology annotation, molecular function: protein heterodimerization activity; DNA binding; structural constituent of chromatin. Gene Ontology annotation, cellular component: nucleosome. Gene Ontology annotation, biological process: nucleosome assembly. NCBI's taxonomy places the organism in Eukaryota, Metazoa, Mollusca, Gastropoda, Lottiidae. The annotation marks the transcript as partial. The record is from RefSeq and is a predicted model, not a curated record. The transcript has a single exon.
AAAGGUUUAGGAAAAGGAGGAGCCAAGCGUCACAGGAAAGUUCUCCGUGAUAACAUCCAAGGUAUUACCAAGCCAGCUAUUAGACGUCUAGCUCGACGAGGUGGUGUCAAACGUAUCUCCGGCCUUAUCUACGAAGAAACCAGAGGUGUAUUGAAAGUCUUCUUAGAAAGUUUA